GGCUGAUGGUUAUGGCCAGGUAAAGCCCAACUUGCUGACAUUCUCAGGCUGUCUCAGGAUGCGGGUCAAGGCCCGAGGCCGGUGCUUGUUUCGCUGCAAUUCGGAGUGAGAGCUGUUUUUUUGUGUUUUUUUCUGCGGGGUUUUGGGACGCACUCUUGUUCGCAUUUCGAGACGACAAUAUUCUAUGACUUGGUUUUGAAUGUGCUGUGGCAAGCGCAUGCAAGUCGCCGGUCCCAGAUCAUGUGGCAACGUGGCUGCUGGCUCAAGUCAAAGGAUCUGAAGGAAUCUCGGGAACAGGUGCCAUGGCCUCCAGGCUCUUUGCCCUGGUGCUGGCUGCACUUGCAGCGUCGCAGUUCCUGGCCUUCGUGUCCUCGCGGCCCGCGAGCGGUCGUGCGGCACAUGUAGCGCGUGCUGCUGAGAAGGAUGCCAAGGCCUUCUUUCCGAAGCGGCCUCCUGGCACCGACCCCCCACCGCCACCAAAGGCCUCCCAGAUCAGCAUGCUUGACAUCAUCUACAUUCGCAAGUACCUGGCUGGCAACCAGAAGGAGCUCCAGAAGGCGGUGAACAGGUUCUCCCACAUGGAUCCCUACAUGAAGGGGCGCAUCCCCGCCUUCAUCGAGAAGACGAGCCUCCUGAACAUCAAGAUCCCUCUCUGAGAGCGGCGAUCAGAGCGCGCAGACAUGUGAGACACAAGCAAGGCGUUCUGGAAAUCUCAGAGCCAGCAUGCACG
Molecule: messenger RNA, 730 nt
Organism: Effrenium voratum
Lineage: Eukaryota; Dinophyceae; Suessiales; Symbiodiniaceae
Source: the annotation of a GenBank genome assembly